This is a messenger RNA of Thamnophis elegans (Western terrestrial garter snake), 3315 nucleotides long. It is a transcript of the gene TRMT10A, whose product is annotated as tRNA methyltransferase 10A. Gene Ontology annotation, biological process: tRNA N1-guanine methylation. The record is from RefSeq and is a predicted model, not a curated record. NCBI's taxonomy places the organism in Eukaryota, Metazoa, Chordata, Lepidosauria, Squamata, Natricidae. Gene Ontology annotation, molecular function: tRNA binding. Gene Ontology annotation, cellular component: nucleoplasm; nucleus; cytosol.
CACUAGGACUCCAAGAUCUCACAGUUAAAUCCUCUUCGCUAAAUCCUCAGUUGAAAAUAUCUGAAUGGGAAAGAUAUCUUGUGUAACGUAGGCUUCCUAAUCAGGCAUUAAUGCUGCAGAUUCAAAAGCCAAGGGCAUUUUUUGAAACCCGCUGAACUAUCUUAAGUGUCUUAUCAAUUAUGCACAGCAAAAGCACGUGCACUAAAUCACAUCUGGAUUAUUGAACCAGAUGUGAAAUACUUCUUCAGACAAGCGUUUGUAGGUCAAUACAUUUAAAAAGGCAGUAGGGUCUUCUUUUUAAAUGUAAAAUAAAAAAUAAAAUUGAUUUAACACCCUCCCAAACAACAAACGACAGUAUUAAAAAAACGCAAAAGCGAGGAGCCGGGGAGGAGCUUUUCCACCACAACCCCGCCUACUACGUCACGAGACUGAGAUAGUGCGUCAUUAGUCCGCGUCGAACGGCGCCACUGCGGUCUUGGGCGUCAGCGGCGCGGAGGGAAGGGCUAGCCCGGCUUCCUGGUCCUUCGGCGGUGGCCGUUGCUCCUGGUUCGUGCGCUGGGUUGCGAGCUCAUGUCUUCAAGAAUGCCACCAGAAAACUUUAAAACAACCACCAUUACUGAUACAGAGGAAAAGGUGAAAUGUAACGUUGAUGAGGUAGAAAUUAAAGAAUUGCCACUGGAAAAGAUGGAGAAUAUUGAAACUAUGUCAAAAAGACAAAGAAAGAAGCUAAUAAAGCAGAAACAAUGGGAAGAACAAAGAGUCUUGCGCAAGCAAAAACGUAAAGAAAAACGCUUGAAGAGAAAAAUGGAGCGCCAGUCUCAGCUGGAAUCAAACAGUGAAGGGAGUGUCAGGAAACGUAUGCGUAGGGAUAUUGUUCCAAGUCCACUUCGGCUUAUAAUAGACUGCAGUUUUGACAAUUUAAUGGAAUUAAAGGAUGUCAAGAAACUUCACAAGCAAAUUCAGAGGUGUUACGCAGAAAAUCGUAAAGCACUUCAUCCUGUUCAGUUUUACUUGACUAGUCACGGAGGACAGCUGAAGGACAAUAUGAAUGAAACAGACAAGGGAUGGAUAAAUUGGAAGGAUAUUCAAAUUAAAUCAGCUCAUUAUAGUGAGUUCGUGAAAAAAGAAGAUCUUGUUUACCUCACCUCAGAUUCUCCAGAUGUCUUGAGUGAAUUAGAUGAAUCAAAAGCCUAUGUUAUUGGAGGCUUGGUUGAUCACAAUCAUCACAAGGGAAUUACAUACAAAAGAGCAAAAGAACAAGGUAUAAGGCCUGCACAGCUCCCCCUAGGAAACUUUGUGAAAAUGAACAGCAGGAAAGUUCUGGCAGUCAAUCAUGUAUUUGAAAUCAUCUUGGCCUAUCUGGAAAAGAAGAACUGGGAAGAAGCUUUUUUUUCUAUCUUGCCACAACGAAAAGGGGCCAAACUGCUGCAUGAGGCAACUGAGGUGACUGUUGCCUCCUCAUGCAAGCAGCAAGAGUCAGGAAUUACUCAAGAUGAAAUCUCCGAAAGGAGCUAAAUGUCAUUGAAACUGCUACUCAUGACAUAAGACAGAAAACUUUCCACUUUGGAUUUUUGAGAUAUGCUAUACCUCCUUUCUUGGUUUCAAGCACUAGAUUUUUGUUACCAAGUUUAAGCUGCAUAUUUACUCUUAAAAUAUUUAAUAGCAUUUAAAUAUGCAAAAAAAAAUGUUGAAAGAGCUUUAAGUUUCCAAGGAUGCCAAUAUUUAUUUUCCUUCUUAAUCUUUUAUUUAAUAUUUACUGGAAAGUAUUUUUUUUUUUUUAUUCUGAACCUCACAACAGAAUUCUAAUCAUAAUACAGUAAACAUUCACCUGGCUGAAAUAUGUAUUGAAACUCAUGUUAAGUAUGUUUUCUUGUUUAUCAUUUCCUUGGUUUCAUGUUUGUAAUAUUUGAGAUCUUAGUAAAGGCGAGCCAUGACAUGAUCCAACUGCAACUAGAAUUGUAGAUUAGGAAGAGUAAUUUUGCAUUUCAUUAAGACUUUUUGUUUUAAUCCAGUGAUGGUGAACCUUUUUCGCCUCGGGUGCCAAAAGCACACGGAUGUGCGCUAUCCAGCACGCAUGCAUGCCCACACCAAUAAUUUAAUCACCGUGCCCCCUAUGCAUGCAUGUGUGACAUUCCCUGCUACCCCGCGCAUGCACACAGGGCUUUUGUAAAGCCUGGGGAGGACGAAAACAGCCUCCCCGCCCCCGAGACCUUCCAGAGGCCUGAAAUGUCCAUUUCAUAACUUCCAGUGGGUCCAGUAGGUCCAUUUUUUCACCGUCCAGAGGCUUUCCUGAGGCCAGAGGCCCUCUGGAGACUGAAAAAGCCCUCCCAUAGCCUCUGUGGGGGCCCUAUACUUACCUGGUAUCACGUGGAGACUCCUGGGAAGAGCAGCUGUGGGCGGGCCAGCUGAAAAUCAGCUGGCCAGCACAUGCAUGUACACUGGAGCCAAGCUAGAGCAACGGCUUGCAUGCCCACUGAUACGGCUCCAUGUGCCACCUGUGGCACGCAUGCCAUAGGUUUGCCAUCACGGUUUUAAUCUAAAUCCUCUUAUUCCUGUGCUUGUAGAAACAGGAGAGAAAUUUAUUUUACAUUUCAGCUUUACUGAUGCAACCCAACUACAGUUUACAUCGUGGACCUAGUUAGUAAUUUCUGCAGUAAGAAUGAAAAUGAAGGUGCAUCGUCAGAAACAUAAACCUAUACAGCAGUUUUUCAUAAGACAUCUGACAUUGUCUAAAUGUAAGGAGUUACCAUUGUAUAUCUUUCUCCCCCAAGGUUCAGAUACAAACAAGCUAGGCUUUCACAACUUCUGUGCUGUGAAUGAAUACAAGAAUAGGCUCCGCCCCAGGUUCACUGAAAUAGUUUUUAAUAGUUACAUUGACAAUAUUGACAACAUUAAAAUUAUUGAAUGUCCAGAAAGGCAUGUUUCCUAUGUGCUAUAAUGUUACAUGGCAUGAUGAAAAAACAAGUCAUCUGCUUCAAAGUUAGUUUUCAGAAGUUCAAAAUCACUAUGAAAUUCAGUUAUCUUCCAAAAGCUUGAAGUGUUUUAGACAAAGUGAAGAACUUUCAUGUGGUUGAAGAAGUUAAGCAAAUAUCAAAAUUAGAUGCUAAUUAGAAUUAAGUUUUAUUCUGGCAGACUCAUUUCAAAAAGCUGACCAAAUUGUGUGAAUGGUAUAAUAUGCUUUUAAACUUUUGAUUCCUUUUUGCUCAUCUUAGUCAACUUUAUGUGAAAUUUAAAAUAAUAACAAAUGUACUUUCUUUACACACACACACACACACACACACUACCAGUAAAUAAAACAGUGUUCAAAGUUGUUAA